This is a messenger RNA of Aegilops tauschii subsp. strangulata, 384 nucleotides long. RefSeq lists its product as uncharacterized. Lineage: Eukaryota; Viridiplantae; Streptophyta; Magnoliopsida; Poales; Poaceae. The record is from RefSeq and is a predicted model, not a curated record.
AUGGUGGCCGUCUUCGCCGUGGUGACGGCGCCAUCAUGGGCCCUGCCCAUCUCAGAGUUUCUGGAGAACGGAGUCCUCCCCAUGGACGAGACCGAAGCCCGGCAAGUGCAGCGCCGGGCGUCCGCCUACAAUAUCAUCAACAAUGAGCUCGGCGAGUGCGGGCACCACGCCGCCUCGCGGUCCCUGGUGGCCAAGGCCUUCCGCCAUGGUUUCUACAGGCCCACGGCCCUCGAAGACGCCGAGUCACUCGUCCUCAAGUGUGAGGGAUGCCAGCGCUUCAGCAAGCGCAGCCACCAGCCGGCGUCGGUGCUCCGGACCAUCCCAAUCGCCUGGCCCUUCGCGGUCUGGGGACUCGACAUGGUGGGGCCCUUCAAGACCGCUUGA